AUCUUUCUUUCCGUUUCUCUCUUGUGCUAAUUACUUGGUUUUCUCUUUUACUUUUUUUUGUAAAGAUGAUGUAUGAACAGCAACAUCUCCAAAUGAGAGUGGAUGCCAAGAAAACAGCUGCAGAGAGAAGAAGGUCCAUUGAAGAAGAAAGGCUUGAGAUUAUUGAUUUGAGUGGGAUGUCUUUGGAUUCUCUCCCUAACCCUUCUCUCAAUCUGGCAACUAUUUGCAAACUAGACCUCUCCAAUAACAAUCUUCAGAAUAUUCCAGAGUCCUUAACCGCAAGGUUGCUAAAUGUGGUGGUGUUUGACGUGCACUCUAAUCAGCUAAAAUCCCUACCCAACUCCAUUGGAUGUCUGUCCAAGCUCAAGGUUCUAAAUGUUUCUGGCAAUUUUCUUGAAUCUCUCCCUAAAUCUAUUGAUAAUUGCAGGUCACUGGAAGAAUUGAAUGCCAACUUUAAUAAGCUGCGAGUGCUACCGGAAAGCAUUGGAUUUGAACUGUUGAACCUGAAAAAGCUCUCAAUCAACUCGAAUAAAUUGGUUUUCCUUCCACAAUCCACUACUCACCUGACAUCUCUACGCAUAUUAGACGCACGUCUUAACUGCCUCAGGUCUCUUCCCGAAGACCUGGAGAAUUUAAUCAAUCUUGAAGUUCUGAACGUGAGCCAAAAUUUCCAAUACCUUGACAACCUACCUUAUUCAGUUGGCCUUCUCCUGUCGCUUGUGGAAUUGGACGUGAGUUAUAACAAGAUUACAGUUUUGCCUGAUUCCAUUGGAUGCCUCAAGAAGCUCCAGAAGCUUUGUGUAGAAGGAAACCCUCUUGUUUCGCCUCCAAUGGAGGUGGUUGAACAAAGUUUACACGCAGUUAAGGAGUACUUGAGUGAGAAGAUGAAUGCAGAACACAAAACUCCAUCUAAGAAGAAAUCAUGGGUUGGGAAGUUGGUGAAAUAUGGAACCUUCAAUGGUCACAUGAGAAGUAAUAAUAUCUCCAACCGUGAGGAGAGUGAGGGUUUCAUUAUACCUGAAUAUCGCUCCAUUGAUGGCCUUGCUUCACCAAGGUAUAUGGGAAUGUUCUCACCCCGCCGUCUCUUCUCUCCUCGCAAUUAUUUUACUAGGUGACUUGUGAUGCAUAAAUUAUUUGUGUAAGUUUAAUUAAUGUGUGUUGGUUUUAUUUUUACAUCCUUUUUCUUCAUAUGUGUAUAGGUAAUACACAUGAUAGAGGUUUUUGCAGUUAGUUUGUAAAAGAUUACUCAUCAUCAACAUUGUUUUAUGUACCAUAUUUCUUCG
Pistacia vera is the source of this 1283-nucleotide messenger RNA. Its product is annotated as plant intracellular Ras-group-related LRR protein 6-like. Lineage: Eukaryota; Viridiplantae; Streptophyta; Magnoliopsida; Sapindales; Anacardiaceae. The transcript has 3 exons. The record is from RefSeq and is a predicted model, not a curated record. Gene Ontology annotation, molecular function: protein binding. Bases 66 to 1115 code for a protein of 349 amino acids.